This is a messenger RNA of Tetranychus urticae (two-spotted spider mite), 1047 nucleotides long. RefSeq names its product biotin--protein ligase. Gene Ontology annotation, biological process: protein modification process. Gene Ontology annotation, molecular function: biotin--[biotin carboxyl-carrier protein] ligase activity. NCBI's taxonomy places the organism in Eukaryota, Metazoa, Arthropoda, Arachnida, Trombidiformes, Tetranychidae. The record is from RefSeq and is a predicted model, not a curated record. Gene Ontology annotation, cellular component: cytoplasm.
AUGGCAUUUAUUUUGAUUGUUACAGUUUGUUUUUUACUCGCAACUAUUUCCGAAUGUAACGUUCGACCAGCAUGUUUACAUGCAGACAAUCAAAUAGAGUUAACCAAUUAUCCGAUUGGAGGUUCACCAAUCAGUUGGAUUAUGUCGCCAGGAUCAUCACUAUUUGCAUCUCCUGAUUAUUUACCAGUUACCACUCCACCUUACUGUGAAUCUGCUAAUUUUCGUGUUCCAUCAUAUCAGCGUCAUUUAAAUACAACCUUUCUUGGAAGCAACAUAUUAACAACUGAGAAAGUUAUCUCAACUCAAGAUCUUGCCCGUGAUUUUGUUGGUUUACCUGGGUUAGUUGUGAUCGCUGAUCAACAAACUCGUGGAAGAGCCAGAGCAAGUCAAACUUGGACUUCACCAAUGGGUGAUAUUUAUAUGUCAGUCAAUGUUAACCUUACAGAUCGUAAUCUAUCCCCAUUACUUCAAUCAAUUGCCGCUCUUUCUAUUGUCAACUCUGUUCACGAAAAGCUAUCUGGUUAUCAAGACAUUGGUUUAACUUAUACUUGGCCAAACUCAGUUACUUGGAAAAAACUAAAGAUUGCUGGUGUUUUAGUUGAACAAUCUUCGGUUGAUGAUACAUGGUUCACAGUUGGAAUAGGAAUUAGACUCAACAGUGUCUCUGGUGUUCCAACACUCAAUUCAAUUAUAGCUGCCCACAAUCACAUGCAUGGUACUCUUUUGGAACCCAUCAACAGAGAGGAAUUGAUAGCAAGAGUUUUAAACAAUUUUGAAAUACUUAUUGAAACAAUGAGGAAAGAUCCUGAUUUGGUUCGUGAUUUAUUGGCCUCAAAAUGGAUUAGUCAAAAGAAGACAAUUCAUCUUAAUUUUCAUGGGAUUAUAACUGGAAUUGAUGAUAACAAUGAACUUGUCAUGAAAGACUCUCGUGGUAUUCGGGUUUUAAUUAAUCCAGACUUACAUAUUGUCUCGACUGAUGAUACAGUCCUUUCAUCUUCUAUAUCUUAUCAACUAAUCAGUUCCAACUCAAUUUAUGAGACAGAAUAA